AUUGCUCUUUUGCGGCUUCCGUAGUAUUUCAUUCGCCACAUACUGAAAGUGCUUUGUGUAACGUUAGCCCGUGGAAUUUAUCGAUAAGUGUGUUAAUGUACAUGUUUUGUGGAGGGAAUGGCUAAUGACAGACUGAGAGCUUUAGAGGAUGUGGAAAAGGAGAUUGCUUUAGUGCUGCAGAGUGCAGGAACUAUUGUCUUGGAGCUUUCCAAAGAGAAGGCCAAUGCCAGUUUAUUAGACCGACAGCUGAAUCAGUUCCAGACCUCCAUCAACAGAGUCGAGAGUGAACUCAGUUCACAGAUAAGAUAUCUGACACAAGUGGCUACAGGUCAACCUCAUGAGGGAUCAACGUACUCAGCGAGAAAGGACUGUCAGAUGGCACUAAACCGUGCAGAAUAUGCCCGUGUCAAGCUGGGGGAGCUGGGUCGCACCUGUGAGAUGAUGCUUGACCCGCAGACGUAAAAACUGGAGACGAAAGACUGUUGUUUUGUAAUAUUUGGCAGCCGACAUUCAAGACAAGCGAACAAACACUUUUUAUUUUUCACAAUCUAAAGGAAAUUCCAUGACAGACCCUGUGAUUCAUUUAAAUCAUUCUUUGUAGUAAAAUAGCACCAUAACUCUUUUGUCAUGUUUGUUAAGCAUUGUAACAUGGUAUAGCUUUUAUACUAGUUUUUCCUAAAGAACAAUAAAAUAUUUGUUUUUCACCAGCAA
Messenger RNA from Danio aesculapii, 711 nucleotides. RefSeq names its product mediator complex subunit 11 (gene med11). NCBI's taxonomy places the organism in Eukaryota, Metazoa, Chordata, Actinopteri, Cypriniformes, Danionidae. The transcript is spliced from 4 exons. Gene Ontology annotation, cellular component: mediator complex. The coding region runs from base 118 to 462 and encodes 114 amino acids. Gene Ontology annotation, molecular function: transcription coregulator activity. The record is from RefSeq and is a predicted model, not a curated record. Gene Ontology annotation, biological process: regulation of transcription by RNA polymerase II.